Messenger RNA from Cylicostephanus goldi, 456 nucleotides. The record is from the annotation of a GenBank genome assembly. Lineage: Eukaryota; Metazoa; Nematoda; Chromadorea; Rhabditida; Strongylidae.
AUGUAUCGUAGAUGUACCGCAGCUUAUAGUACUUCAUCUGUGGAGUAUUUUUGUGACAUUUGCUUGCCCUACAAAAUUGUUGUCCAUUUACAGCUUCAUCAAGAAUUCUUGUCAGACCAGCAGAAAAUCCGUACUGAACUGCUGACACAAUUCAAAGAUGAGCUGGAUACGACAAGAGCUGAACUAGAAGACAAGUACAGAGAAUCGCUGAAAAUGGAAAUAGCGAAGUUGACAGAGAAACAUAAAAGGGAGCUGGCUGCUACGAAGAAAAAGCAAUGGUGUUGGCAAUGUGAAAGCGAAGCGAUCUACCACUGUUGCUGGAACACCGCCUACUGUAGUGUCGAAUGUCAGCAGGGACACUGGGCUACGCACAAGAAGUUUUGCCGACGCAAGAAGGGUCAACAACAAGCACAAAGCUCACAGAAUAAUUCGCAACAGAAUACACAGCAACAGUAA